UGGGAGUGAUGUACUCGAGUAUUUCAGUGAGACAGUCGCGUCGGUUAGUCGCUUAGCAUUCUGAGCUUCGGAGAGACGUAUAGUGCAACACCGUGCUACUGUACCGAGUGGAUUUUAUAAACGUUUUCUUAUAACACUUGGAUGCAUCUAAGUUCGAUUCAGUUGGCGUGCGCGGCACUGGUGGCGGUGGCCCUGGGCGCAGCGGCGCCGCCCUCGUCGUCGCACCACGUCGCGCGGCGCUCCUUCUUCACCCUUGAAUGCAAAGGAGUUUACGACGCGGCCAUCUUUGCCCGCCUCGACAGGAUCUGCGACGACUGCUACAACCUUUUCAGGGAACCACAGCUCUAUAAUCUAUGCAGGGAGAAAUGUUUCACGUCACCCUACUUCAAGGGAUGCAUGGAGUCUUUGUACCUAUACGACGAAAAGGAACAAAUUGAUCAAAUGAUCGACUUCGUCGGUAAACGCUAAUACGACAACCGCGAGACAGUACCGACGCAUCUACCGUAUAAUAUAACUACGCAGUUUUGUACCAACUUCCAACGCAACGGUUCACAGCCGCUUUGCAAUAAAGCAGACCACAUACGUGUUCCCUGCGAACAUCUGCUUUUUUCCUCAACAUAUUCUAGUCCUUAAGCGACGUAAAUAGUUUUAUGUUCGCAACUAAAUAUAAUGUUAUUGUAAUUCGUAUUAAGUAAUACUAAGGACAUUUAUUAUCUAUUUUAUGGUUUAUAUGUUAUUAAAUGUUGUAAGCUUCUUAUGUAGAGAAGUGUAGGUAAAGUACAUUGGAUCACCUCCUAGUAAUGAAAUUGGAAAUUGAGGCAGCCUUCGGUGUCGAUGCUGGUCAUCUAUUCUGUCUCGUAACAUCCGACUGAGAUUAUUAUAUUGUCUAGGUGUCCUUCUGAGAUGUGAUCUGAGGGUGUGGACGGCUGGUUGCUUGCUCAGCUUCCCUCCAGCUUCGCCCGGUGACCGUCUCGUCCUCCGACACACGUCUCAUAAAGACAACUAGUUUGCGACGCAUUCCAAUCACAGUAUUUAAAAGAUUACUUACGCUUUUUUCAAUCUACAGUACGUUGUAUCACAUUUUUCUAUAACAUUUUGACUAUGUUAAAGAACCUUACUUUAGUUCUUACAGGAUAGUAUUUUUAUAAAUAGGUAGGUUCUAAACCAAUAUCACUACAUUGCUAAACGAAUUCGAACUUAAUUACCAAGGAACAACUUCGGUUUUAGUUUAAUUGAAAUUUAGCAUUCACAAUAUGUUGCUAGAUAGUUUAUAAAUAUGUAAAUCACGCAUGUGGCUUAUACAUCACUUAGAUAUAGAUCGACAAACUCAGGGAGUUUAUUGUUUUAAUUUUCAUUCGCGUUUAUUUAUUUAUUAGGGUUCUGAUAUACUAGAAGGGGCAGUUUUACUAACUGAUUUUAUAUAAAACCUUCCAAUUUUAAAAUAAUAGACAUGUUAAUACAAAAAGUAAUAUUUCUGGUUACCUUUAGUUAGUGAAACUGUUCCUUUACAACUGCAGGCAGACUACAGUUUGUACAGACGACAGUGAGGUUAUGCUGGUCGUGUCAGCCUGUCUGUACAAACGCUAGCUCGCCAGACACAAUAUUACCGAAAUUGUGCUCACUGCGCUUUAAUCUGGAUUCGAUUGCCAAGCGAGUUUUUAACGAUUAUUUUUAUUAGUUAAUUUCACUAGUAAGUAAGUAUUUAAAAAAGAUUUAUUUUUAUAUACUUCCGACCUAUUUAUUACCUAUUGUUACUUUUUAUUUAUAUUUUUUUAUUAAUAAGUAUGAAUAGAAACUUCCGUGCAGCGAUAAUGUACCAGUGUAGAAAGUAGUUAACUGUACUCAUAUUAUAUUUCUGAUUUUGUAUUAUCUUUAAGUUGCGGUUUAUACUUAUUUAAAAGUUUUCUUUUUGUAAAUUCCGCUGUAACUCUUGUCUGUGUUCGAAUCUCAUCUUUGUUAAGUUUAUUAGCGUUUCUUACAUUGACAUACUUGUAAUUAUAUCGACACAGUUUGUGAAGAAUAGUUUCGACACAUGAGAGUCUGUCCUGAGACGAAUAUGAAAUGGUGCCAAUUAUUGUCAGCAAGACACUAGGUUAAAACAAUUAGCUAAUGGUAUAUAAACAAUUUAUAGGACGCGUUUGUAAAAAUGAAUUAGUAAAUUAUUAUAAAUAAUUGUAUAAAUUUUAUAAAAACAGCUAAGAAACGCUACGGGUUCCAUGAAAUAUAUUUGAUUUGA
This is a messenger RNA of Spodoptera litura, 2236 nucleotides long. Lineage: Eukaryota; Metazoa; Arthropoda; Insecta; Lepidoptera; Noctuidae. The record is from RefSeq and is a predicted model, not a curated record.